AUGAUGGUAUUCGUGAUGAGUCUUCUCUGUGUGGUCCUCGGAGUUGUGAUGGCAGUAAAACUUGUACAGAUGGAUCAGCAAAUCGAUGAAGCUCAAAGUCAGCUACCUCGGACUAUCAAGAAAACCUUGAACGAUCUUCAAAUACCCAUCAGAUCGGACCAUCUCAUCAAACCUCCAGGACUAACGUGGACGCCUUUGACUGGAGACGCACUUAUGCAAGCGGAGAUUAUUCGUAAAAUCGACCCUGCAAGCAUCGAUGGCACUGGUCGCGAGAAGACACUGUUCUCAAGAAAAGAAUGUCCUAAGCAAUGUUCUAGGGAAGAAUUUUCUUCUCCACCUCUGGUCAUUUUGUCAAUGGAUGGAUUCGCUAGAGAGUACCUGGAUCGCUACAGUCUGGACUCCCUCUCCUACGUUGCUAAAUGUGGUGCUACGGCCGAGUCGCGAAGCUAUGUAAAUUUGAAGCCUUGGCGCAACAGUCAAGGCAAUGGGCUCGAGACGUCGCAUGAAGUGGACAACAACAUUUACGAUCCGCUCAUCUCAGAUCAGAUGGAAAGCAUGAAAAGAGUAGAUCGAGAAGGAUUCUAUAAAGGCGACCCGAUUUGGAACAUAUACAAGCGGCAUGGUGGUAAGACGGCAUGUCUUUUCUGGCCAGGUUGCGCCUUCAACGUCUCAGGAUCACGGCCAGAUAUUUCACUGCCAUACAAUAAGGAUUUACCGUUCCGGAACCGAUUCGACAUGAUUCUAAAUUGGUUACUGCAACCAAAAGAAAGUCGUCCUGGCCUCAUUACUGCCUAUCUCGACCAGCCCGAUAGUGCGGGACACUACCAAGUGGACGAGCAAGAUAUCAAGGCACAGCUUGCUCAGCUGGACGACAAUCUGCGGUAUCUGAUCGGGCGACUUGACUCUGCAGGCAUUUUGCCAUGCAUAAACCUUGUCAUCGUUUCUGAUCAUGGAAUGCAGAAAACGAAUAAUACCCAGUAUUUCUCUGAGCUCCUCCCCGAUUCUAGUGUUAUUACGGCGUCUGGAGUGAUUGGAAGAAUACACAAGUACAAAUCGACCGCUACUGUCGAUGAGUUGAUGAGGCCAUUCACAUGUGAAAAAGGGGACCGAUGGAAGGUGUACAGCAGAGACAGUAUGCCGACAAGGAAGCACUACCAAAAGACAUCGAGAGUCGGUGACGUUAUCGUGCAAGGAGAACCCGGCACGAGCUUCUACCCGGAUCCAUCGAAGGAUUUCCAUUUAUCUGGAGAUCACGGUUAUGAUUUCAUCAAUCCUAGCAUGCAAACAGCUUGGAUUUCCUUCAAACUGGCAUGCCCGUUUCCGAAGCAAGAACUUCUUCAAAUAUCGUCGAAGACUGCUUAUUGUGUACAAAAUUAUUGCGAAAAAAUGUUGAUAGUUGGUGGAGGGAAGAAUGCUCCUGUAGCUGUAUAUGAGACCCUGAAAAGAGGAGCCACUGGCUCAUCCAGUUCCUGUCACUUCGUAAAUUCAAAGUAUGGCAGCAUUUGUUCUAAACAUAUGUAUUCGACUGGUUUAACAUCGAAAAGCCUCUCUGCGGAUGAACACUCAGGAUUUGCAAACAUUUCAACUAUUGAAAUACCAUGGAAGAGCAAAUUUAUUACCGAUGUGCUUGAUCCGUUGAACGAGUACACGCAAUCCCUCGCUGAACGGAUGACCCAAGUGAUCUCAAUCACCGGAACAGCCUUCGACUUCGACUACAAUGGCAUUGCUGACGGCAGACCAAGUUACACUCCUUCACAUCUCUAUCGAAUUCUGAUCACCUGCGCGGGGCCAUGGUCUCCCGACGGGACGUCUUGCAUGCAGCCAUCCGAUUUGAUGACUCUGUCGUUCAUUUUCCCUCACUUAGAUGGCGAUAUCAAUUGCCUAACAAAGGAGGAUCUGCUUCUGGAGUACACGGCUCGUCUUCUUGAUGUCGAGUUGAUAUCAGGACUGCGGUUCAAUUUCCCAAAUAUACCGCACGAGCAAACAUUGCGACUAAAAACUCACAUCAAUACAAAACUGUGGUAG
This is a messenger RNA of Haemonchus placei, 2025 nucleotides long. The record is from the annotation of a GenBank genome assembly. Lineage: Eukaryota; Metazoa; Nematoda; Chromadorea; Rhabditida; Trichostrongylidae.